This is a messenger RNA of Ornithorhynchus anatinus (platypus), 1043 nucleotides long. It is a transcript of the gene UBXN1, whose product is annotated as UBX domain protein 1. Bases 28 to 933 code for a protein of 301 amino acids. The transcript has 10 exons. Gene Ontology annotation, molecular function: protein binding. The record is from RefSeq and is a predicted model, not a curated record. NCBI's taxonomy places the organism in Eukaryota, Metazoa, Chordata, Mammalia, Monotremata, Ornithorhynchidae.
CCCCGCCGGCCGGGUGGUGGCGGAGCCAUGGCGGACCGCACGGCCCUGGACAGUCUCAUCGAGAUGGGCUUCCCGAGGGCGCGCGCCUCCUUUGCUCCUAGGGAGAAGGCUCUGACGCUGACGGGAAACCAGGGCAUCGAAUCUGCCAUGGACUGGCUGAUGGAGCACGAGGACGACGGCGACGCGGACGAGGCCCCGUCUCCCCCGUCGGGCCGCCCUUCGGGACCCGGCUCUCCGAGCGGAGGGAGUGACCGCCCGGAAGCACCCGGCGGGGCCGAGGGAGAGGAGAAGCCACCGCUCAGCGAGGAAGAGAAGAGAGAACAGACCAAGAGAAUGCUGGAACUGGUGGCCCAGAAGCAGCGGGAGCGGGGAGAGAGGGAGCAGCGAGAAGCGGUGGAGCGGGAACGCCAGCGCAGGAGACAGGGGCAGGAGCUGUCGGCCGCACGCCAGCGGCUGCAGGAGGAUGAGAUGCGCCGGGCGGCCGAGGAACGGAGGAGGGAACGGGCCGAGGAGACGGCGGCCAGGCAGCGGGUGCGGGAGAAGAUUGAGAGGGACAAAAUGGAGCGGGCCAAGAAGUUUGGCGGCGCCGGACCUCAAGCCUCGUCCCCUGCGACCGAGCCAGGCCCGGUCCCCUCCUCUCCCAGCCAGGAGCCACCCACCAAGCGGGAGUACGACCAGUGUCGCAUUCAGGUGAGGCUGCCGGACGGGAGCUCCCUGACGCAGACGUUCCGGGCCCGCGAGCAGCUGGCGGCGGUGAGGCUGUACGUGGAGCUGCAUCGCGGGGAAGAGCCCGGGGGCGGGCAGGACCCCGUGCAGCUGCUGAGCGGCUUCCCCCGCCGGGCCUUCUCGGAGGCCGACAUGGAGAGACCUCUACAGGAACUGGGUUUGGUGCCUUCUGCUGUCCUCAUUGUGGCUAAGAAAUGCAACAGCUGAAGAGCACCUUCCUUCCCCACCCCCCAUCCCUUUCCUCUCCCCCUAGAUCCGCCCCCCCCUUCCCUGACAGAGCACUGACCACCCAAAACAUAAUAAACAGAUCCCCUGAA